Python bivittatus (Burmese python) is the source of this 2123-nucleotide messenger RNA. The record is from RefSeq and is a predicted model, not a curated record. Lineage: Eukaryota; Metazoa; Chordata; Lepidosauria; Squamata; Pythonidae.
CCUUUUCCUUCCCUGCGCGUCUGUCACUGGGGAUUAGCAGCUGCAGCCAGCUCAGCGCCAGAGGAUCAGGCUCUCCGGGAGAGCGAGAGACAGAUUGAGAUUGCGCAGGGUGGGCUGCGGAUGCCGACAUGCACGUUCCCCCCCCCGCGCUGGUAAAACUUGGGCGCUCCUCCUAGCGGGUGAGCAAAGGAGGCGAAAGGGGAGGAAGCUUUGGGCUUCGCGCCGGGAUUCCACUUCCUGGAGGAGCCCUCCCGGAGCACAGGUCUCCUGCGUUCCUGCUGCGCCGACGGAGAGGAGGCGCAGGAGCCGCACCCGCCCACGAUGAAGGACCGGCUGGAGCAGCUGAAGUCGAAACAGAACCAGGAUGACACUGAAGAUGAUUUAGAAAUUGCUAUUGACAACACUGCUUUUAUGGAUGAAUUCUUUGCAGAGAUUGAAGAGACCCGGCAGAAUAUUGACAAAAUUUCAAAGAAUGUAGAAGAGGCAAAAAAGCUGUACAGCAUUAUCCUGUCUGCUCCUAUCCCUGAACCGAAGACAAAGGAUGACCUGGAGCAGCUGACAGCAGAUAUCAAGAAAACAGCCAAUGCUGUUCGAAACAAACUUAAAAGUAUGGAGCAGGGCAUAGAGCAGGGUGCGGCUCGAUCAUCCGCUGACCUGCGGAUACGGAAGUCUCAGCAUUCAGUCCUUUCCCGAAAAUUUGUGGAAGUGAUGACUAAAUACAAUGAGGCACAGGUUGACUUCCGGGAACGGAGUAAAGGGAGGAUCCAGCGGCAGCUUGAGAUCACUGGAAAAAAUACAACAGAUGAAGAGCUAGAGGAAAUGCUAGAGAGUGGGAAUCCAUCAAUAUUCACAUCUGGGAUCAUGGAUUCCCAGAUCUCAAAGCAGGCGCUGAGUGAGAUUGAGGGACGGCAUAAGGAUAUUCUGCGACUUGAGAAUAGCAUCAAGGAGCUUCAUGACAUGUUUGUGGACAUUGCCAUGCUGGUAGAAAAUCAGGGUGAAAUUGUAGAUAACAUAGAACUCAACAUGAUGCACACCGUGGACCACAUAGAGAAAGCACGUGAGGAAACCAAGAAGGCUUUAAAAUAUAAGAGUAGGGCACGCAAGGUGAGCCUUUCCUACAGACCUCCAGCUCGGCACUCUCAGCCACUUGGUCGGUUUACACUGUUUGCUUCUGCCUCUCUCUUUGGCUUCUGCCUUCUUCUUCCUCUGCAAGGGAGCCAUGAUUGACCGCAUAGAGAACAAUAUGGACCAGUCAGUAGGCUUUGUGGAGAGGGCUGUCGCUGACACCAAAAAGGCUGUAAAAUUUCAGAGUGAAGCACGAAGGGUGAGAAGAAUUAUUGGAACCCAGCCCCAUCUCACCUUGUUUAGACUCUUAUCCCAGUGUUUGUUGAACUCACUUCCUGCAGACGUCUUUCUGUCAGCUUGGUGUUUGUAGAUUCAGACCCAGUUCUUCCUUCCCACUCUCUUUCUGUUCCUCUGCCUACCCUGCACUUCAAAACCCACCCACUUUGUCAAUACAUUGUAUUAGUUGUUUUGCUAAGCACUGCUUUAUUUUAUGAGUGGUCAUAGUCUGUUCCUUCCCUUCAACAUGAAGAAGGUCUCUUCUUUCACAGCUCCUUUUAAAAUAUUGUUUUUAAUCAUCUUUGAAGAAUGUGAGGUUUGAACUUCUCUAGAAUGCUAGUCUGAAUGUCUUCUACUUCUCCUUUGAGUUGUCUUUCCAUUCUGUUAUUGUUCUGUAUGUGAAGGCUUAUCCCUGUUAAUUUUGAUAAGUUAUAUAGAAGUUAUGGCACAUGGCAGCCAACAAUCCAACCUCUUUUAUUCUAGCAAAGUUCUCCCAUGCCUUUAAUAACUGUGUGGUAGGCAGAGGUUCAGUCACCUGCGGGUGCUUUUGGCUUGGGGGUUGGGAAGUAGCAUAUGUUGAAAGUUCUGCAGCUGGUAAAGGAUGAGGAGGUCUGCUCAGUGAAAAUGGCAAGGAGAAUUAGUUUGCUUCAAGUUUUCACUUCCUGCUAUAAGAAAGCUGGAAACUGAAAGUACUUGAAACCCAUCAUUCAGUGUUUUCCUUCCUUCCUUCCUUCCUUCCUUCCUUCCUUCCUUCCUUCCUUCCUUCCUUCCGUCCGUCCGUC